CUUGCCGGCGGGGCGGGGCCAUACGGAGCUCCCGCGCUCUGAUUGGCUGGGGUUGCGCGGGCGGAACUCGAGCCCACCGGGGCUACGGUGCCCCUUCCGGCCCCGCCCCCGGCGGUGCGCGCUCCCGGCACGUGGCCCGCGGCAGCGGCAUUUCUGGAGCCCCUUUCCUGCCCCGGCGUAGGCUCCACCGCUUGGGCGCUCCCAGGAUGGCUCCCCGCGGGAGGAAGCGCGGAGCCCAGCAGCCGGCGGCGGCCGAGGCGCCGGAGACAGCGGGAGCCCCGCAGAAGAGAGCGCGAGCCCAGGCCCAAGACGAGGGCAGCGCCGGGGACAUCGGCCCCCGUGUGGUCAUCGAGCACUGCAAGAGCUGACGCGUGUACGGGCGCAACGCGGCGGCGGUGAGCGAGGCCCUGCGCGGGGCCAUGGCCCACCUCCCCGUGGACAUCAACCCCCGGCCGCCGCGCAGGAACAGCUUCGAGGUGUCCCUGGUGAAGGAGGACGGCAGCACCGUGGAGCUGUGGAGUGGUAUCGGGAAGGGGCCGCCCCGCAAGCUUAAGUUCCCCCAGCCGGAGACCGUAGUGGAAGCCCUGAAGAGCAGCUUGGCAUAGAGGCGUUGGCCGGCCGAACCAGGACCAGCGCAGGUGGCACGAGCGUCCAUGAAGAGGCGAGACCAAGUGGGGGGCACCUGCCAGCCCCAGUCCCGUCCCUGAUGCUGCAGCUCUGCCACUGCCAGACCCCUGGCUCCCUCCACACCCCACUGUCCCCCCAGUCUCCAAUAAAGUUUAGUACUCCACA
This is a messenger RNA of Oenanthe melanoleuca, 792 nucleotides long. RefSeq names its product selenoprotein H (gene SELENOH). Gene Ontology annotation, cellular component: Golgi apparatus. The record is from RefSeq and is a predicted model, not a curated record. The transcript is spliced from 5 exons. Lineage: Eukaryota; Metazoa; Chordata; Aves; Passeriformes; Muscicapidae.